GCUGUUCCGUGUCGUCACCGCGUGACGCGGCGCGCGAGCCCCGCCCCGGCCGAAGGCUUUGUAAAGGGUCACGUUUCUCUGCAGCGCAGAAACAGGAGACUGAACCGCAUCACCAGCUCGUCGCUCACCUACUCUCUCCACCCAGACACCUACUAGUAGCCACCAUGACUCACCAGUAUCCAGCACUGACUGCUGAGCAGAAGAAGGAGCUGCACGACAUCGCUCUGAGGAUAGUGGCUCCAGGAAAGGGCAUCCUCGCGGCCGAUGAGUCCACCGGCAGCAUGGCGAAGCGCUUGAACCCCAUCGGGGUUGAAAACACAGAGGAGAACAGGCGUCGCUACCGCCAGCUGCUCUUCACAGCCGACCAGCGCAUUGACAGCUGUAUCGGAGGCGUCAUCUUCUUCCACGAAACCCUCUACCAGAGCACAGACGACGGCACCCCCUUCGCCAAGCUCAUCAAAGACCGAGGCAUUGUUGUUGGAAUUAAGGUGGACAAAGGUGUUGUGCCACUAGCUGGAACCAAUGGAGAGACCACCACUCAAGGUCUGGAUGGGCUGUCUGAGCGCUGUGCCCAGUACAAGAGGGACGGGGCGGACUUUGCCAAGUGGCGCUGCGUGCUGAAGAUCAGCGAAACCACGCCGUCCGAUCUGGCCAUCUUGGAGAACGCUAACGUCCUGGCCAGAUAUGCCAGCAUCUGCCAGCAGAAUGGUAUUGUUCCUAUUGUGGAGCCUGAGAUCCUCCCUGAUGGAGACCAUGACCUGAAGCGCUGCCAGUAUGUCACUGAGAAGGUCCUGGCUGCCGUGUACAAGUCUCUGUCCGACCACCACGUGUACCUGGAGGGGACGCUGCUGAAACCCAACAUGGUCACUGCCGGGCACUCCUGUCCCACCAAGUUCAGCGGCGAGGAAAUCGCCAUGGCAACCGUCACUGCUCUACGCCGCACUGUGCCUCCUGCUGUCCCAGGAGUGACCUUCCUGUCCGGUGGCCAGUCUGAGGAGGAAGCCAGUGUGAACCUCAAUGCUAUUAACAACUGCCCACUCCUCAAGCCCUGGGCCCUGACUUUCUCCUACGGCCGCGCCCUGCAGGCCUCUGCCCUGAACGCAUGGAGAGGAGAGCUCAGCAACGAGAAGUCUGCCACCGAGGAGUUCAUCAAACGUGCCGAGGCAAACGGUCUGGCCGCCCUUGGCAAGUACAAGUCUUCUGGGACCGGUGGUGCUGCAGGGCAGUCUCUCUACGUGGCAAAUCACGCCUACUAAACAUCAAACCUCCACAUACUACUGUGGCCUAGUUAGUCUUACUGUAUCUGCUCUGCUAUUCCCCUCACUCCUCCAUAGAUCACGGGCCUGCGCUGUCUACUGUACUUUAGAGUUGUCAGAGAUAUAAAAAUUACAUUAUUAGAUAUAUGUAUUAAAAUAUAAUGUGAAGCAGAAAUAUUAAGGUAACAGCAGGUGUGUUUUUCUUUUUUCCCUAUUUGGUCAAACAAUCCAAUCCGAACAGUUUUGAGACAGUUUCUGGAGUGGACAAGAAUUUUAUUUCAUCUGUCUGUCUUUAAUGGUUGCUGGAAUCAGAUGAGACGGUAGAAACUGCAACAUUUUAACAGUAGAUUUGUGACAGUCAGCGUCGGAGCCUCGUGUCUCCACCCAUCUCCACACCUGGUCCUUUCUCCUCCAUGUGAUAAAUCUGGAGCCACUGCCAGACAGGGCCAGUUAAGAGCAUGCGUGUCGGUGUUUCGCUUCUGUCAGUGCCGGCUUAUUAAACCAAUACUAACAUCCACUCUGACCGUGGGACGAGCCGAUCCUCCGAGGCAUCAGUGCACACUGUGUGGGGGGGCGACAAGAUAAGCGGGGUGAGAAUGUAGACUUUUGGGCUUGAAUUGAUCUUUUGAGCGACUGUCCAGACGUGUGGAGCACUCACUGUACUUUCAGACAGCUGCCGCAGCAGCAGGGGUCAGCAGACACACCGUAACAGACCACUGCACACCAGGAUUCAUCCCAAUGUUUCAUCCUGACCUUUCUGUUCACAAACUGUAUCUAUUCUGUCAUUAGCUUUGAAUUACAUACAGUAUUUAAUGUCUUUCAGUUGUGUGAACGUGUCUAUAUUGCGUGGCGCUUGUGUCAUCCUCCUCCUAAUUGCCCUCCCCACGCUCUGCCCCAUGCACACAGGAGAUGGUUUCUAUUGAUAUUCCCAUAAGGAGGACCAACGUGUGGGGCGAGCUGCGGGGAAAAGGUCACUGCUAUGUUUGAUUAAUGUUGUUUGUGGUGUUAUUGUUCUUGAAGCACUUGGUGUGUCAAAUAGUGGAGAAAAAUAAACUAAUCAAAACUA
This is a messenger RNA of Betta splendens (Siamese fighting fish), 2322 nucleotides long. RefSeq names its product aldolase C, fructose-bisphosphate, b (gene aldocb). The record is from RefSeq and is a predicted model, not a curated record. Bases 165 to 1256 code for a protein of 363 amino acids. Gene Ontology annotation, molecular function: fructose-bisphosphate aldolase activity. Lineage: Eukaryota; Metazoa; Chordata; Actinopteri; Anabantiformes; Osphronemidae. The transcript is spliced from 9 exons. Gene Ontology annotation, cellular component: cytosol. Gene Ontology annotation, biological process: fructose 1,6-bisphosphate metabolic process; glycolytic process.